AUGGGCAAACCAAAGUACCUCAAAAAGAAGCAGGCCGCCGCCGCCGCCGCGGACGCGGGCUCCGAGGAUGGCGCGGACAGGGAUAUGAACGACAGCACUGCCAUCACAAACGGUUCGACGACGACAGCUGAGAACGUGCCUGCCAAGAAGACGGCAGUUGGCGAGGCGGAGCCACAGAGCUCCGGCGCCAUGGUGUCCUUUGCCGACCCCGUCUACCGUCAAGGUGUGAACGACAUCCUCGUCGAAAAGAUUGACAUCAGCUACCAGGGCAACGCCAUCCUAGAGAACGCGACACUCAACCUGGUGAGCGGGCACCGCUACGGUCUCGUGGGUCCGAACGGGUGCGGCAAGUCGACGCUGCUGCGGGUGCUGGGCUGCCAUGAGAUUCCCUUCCCGUCACACGUGGACCGCUACUACGUUUCCCAGGAGGUGGAGGCGUCCGACAUGCCCGCGCUGGACGCCGUGCUCGCCGUCGACAAGGAGCGCGAGAAUCUCGAGGCAGAGAUGGAGGACCUGGCGCUCGGCGAUCAGGAGGACCCGCGCGUGCUGAGUCGUCUGGAUGACAUCUACAAGCGACUCGACGAACUCGACGCCGACACGGCGGCCGCGCGCGCUGGCAAGAUUCUGUUCGGUCUCGGCUUUACGAAGGAGAUGCAGCGACGCCCGACGAAGGCCUUCUCUGGUGGCUGGCGAAUGCGCAUCUCGCUGGCACAGGCGCUGUUCAUCAACCCAACUGUGCUGCUGCUGGAUGAGCCGACGAACCACCUCGAUAUUGAGGCGGUUGUCUGGCUGGAGAAUUACCUCAGCAAGUUCAAGAAAACGCUCUUCAUGGUGUCGCACUCGCAGGACUUCAUGAAUAACAUUUGCACCGACAUUUGCCACAUGCACCUGAAGAAGCUGAACUGCUACGACGGCAACUACGAUCAGUACUGCACCACCCGCGAAGAGAAGGAGAGCAACCAGAUGAAGAAGUACCAGUGGGAGCAGAACCAGAUCAAGAACAUGAAGGAGUACAUUGCUCGCUUCGGCCACGGUAGUGCCAAGCUCGCGCGUCAGGCGCAGUCCAAGGAGAAAACGCUGGCGAAGAUGACCCGUGGCGGCCUCACAGACGCGGUCGUCAAGGACAGUCGCAUCAACUUCGACUUCCCGUGCGCCGGCCCGCUUCCGCCACCAAUGCUGCAGUUCCGAGAGGUCUCGUUCAACUACCCGGGCCGCCCGUCCCUCUUCCAGAACCUCGACCUCGGCGUCAACAUGGACUCUCGCAUAUGCCUCGUCGGCCCCAACGGUGCUGGUAAGACGACCCUGACGAAGCUCAUGUGCCGCGAGCUGGAACCGACCACCGGGUACGUGGCAAAGAACGCGCACUGCGUGAUGGCCCGCUUCCAUCAGCACUUUGUGGACCAGAUUAAUAUGGAUCUGACACCGCUGGAGUGGAUGCUACAGGAAUACCCGGAGGUGACACAGCCGCCCAUCCUGCGCAGUGCCCUAGGUCGCUUUGGCGUGUCUGGCAAGGCUCAGAUGACACCGAUGAAGAUGCUCUCCGACGGACAGAAGUCGCGUGUGGUCUUCGCGUGGAUAGCCUACAAGCGCCCACAUUUUAUCAUCCUCGAUGAGCCGACAAACCACCUGGAUAUCGAGUCCAUCGACGCCCUCGCGGACGCCAUCAACAGCUUCGAGGGUGCCGUCGUGGUCGUCUCGCACGACCUGCGGCUCCUGGCGCAAAUUGCGGAUGAAAUCUGGAUUGUUGAGAAGGGCGAGGCGAAGCGGUUCAAUGGCGACAUUGCCGACUACAAGGAGCACGUGCAAAAUGAGGUGAACCGUAUGAUGCAGAGCUACGCGGCCUCCCUGUAA
Molecule: messenger RNA, 1851 nt
Organism: Leishmania braziliensis MHOM/BR/75/M2904
Lineage: Eukaryota; Euglenozoa; Kinetoplastea; Trypanosomatida; Trypanosomatidae
Product: putative ABC transporter
Exons: 1
Coding region: 1-1851 (616 amino acids)
Molecular function (GO): ATP binding; ATP hydrolysis activity
Source: RefSeq, a predicted model, not a curated record